UGGCCCAGUGCUCUGUGUGCCCAGGGUGGCUGGGCAGGUUGGUUUGGAUGGAUCCAUCACUGGCCUUUGGGCAAAGCAAAUAAACCCCCCUAGACCUGUGGGCUCAGGGACUGUGGGUUGUCUCUCCUGCUAGAAACAAACAGAUGAGCCCUGGACUUGAUGUCCUGCUUACAAGGGAAGAUGGUUUUGAUCUGCUUUCAGUUCCUAGAAGCUCCCUUGCCACGUCACGGCUCUUCCAUAGAAUGCAGAACUGCCCCUCAAACUUUUCCACCCAAAAAUAAACUGCAGAAAGCCCCUUGACCCUGGCUUCUUGGUACACCUCUGAAUUUUUGGAAAUGCAGCCUGAGUGGGCGGCAGGCAGAGGAUAAAUGGGACAGUGGGGAGAGAGCCACAGCCACAGCCACCGGGCAGGAGGCACAGGGGACAGGAGGAGCCAGCACAGCCACCAUGCUGCCUGCGAGGACUGUCCUGCUGCUCACCCUGCUGCUCACCUUCUCCCUGCACCACGCCUCAGCCCACUUUGCACCCGUGGAAUGCUGCUUUAAGUACGCCCAGAAACGCAUCCGACACCCUCAAAGCUUCUACGUGACAUCCAAGGACUGCCCCCAGCCUGCAGUUGUGAUUGUGGCUGCCAAUGGUGACGAGAUCUGUGCUGACCCCAAGAAGGACUGGGUGAAUAAAAUCAUAAAACGGCUUCAAAACAAAAAAGAUCCAUCCAGCAUCUGACUUGCCCAUGCAGUCUUCCUGCCUCUCGAGGGAGCCAGCAGGGCUGGCAGCUCUUCUGCAGCGGGUGCUGCACCGUGGGCAGGGCAGGAGCCCUGCUGAGCCCGGCAGGGUCAGGAGUCACAGGGCCAUGGGGCUGCCAGCUCCCGAGCUCCUCCUGCUGUCACUGCCCUGCCACGAUGUGCUUCUGGAGCAAAUAUUUAUAAUAAAGACUCAUUGCCACAA
Molecule: messenger RNA, 948 nt
Organism: Passer montanus (Eurasian tree sparrow)
Lineage: Eukaryota; Metazoa; Chordata; Aves; Passeriformes; Passeridae
Product: C-C motif chemokine 3-like
Exons: 3
Coding region: 448-726 (92 amino acids)
Biological process (GO): neutrophil chemotaxis; monocyte chemotaxis; positive regulation of GTPase activity
Cellular component (GO): extracellular region
Molecular function (GO): chemokine activity; CCR chemokine receptor binding
Source: RefSeq, a predicted model, not a curated record